Molecule: messenger RNA, 405 nt
Organism: Histoplasma capsulatum G186AR
Lineage: Eukaryota; Fungi; Ascomycota; Eurotiomycetes; Onygenales; Ajellomycetaceae
Exons: 1
Coding region: 1-405 (134 amino acids)
Source: RefSeq, a predicted model, not a curated record
AUGGUUCUCUCUCAUCUCGGCUGCACACAGUGCAUCUCCCGGAAGCGUGCACUUCUGAUCCUCGGUUUGAAGAGCCCCAGCACCUCCUUCCAAUGCUCAUGCCCAUGCCCAUGUCCCUUCUCUGCAUCCGGUGACCUCUCCAAGGAUGUAGCAAGUGAGAUGGGUGCCGAUUUUUCUGCGAUGCCAUCCACCGUCUCUGGUCUUGAUGACAUUAACCGAGAUGAUUGGAUCCUGACUCUUCCUCAGCUGUUAUUCCCCCACCGUCACUUCACUGUCGGAUUUCUCCGACGGCCCCAUCGAGGAGGCUUACCCGCGUUGCCAAUGACCCACCCAAUUGAGGAGAGUCAACUUCUCCCCUGGUCCCUGACUAUUGCGAAGACAUCAAAGGAGCUGUUAGUCCAAUGA